Cladocopium goreaui is the source of this 1911-nucleotide messenger RNA. NCBI's taxonomy places the organism in Eukaryota, Dinophyceae, Suessiales, Symbiodiniaceae. The record is from the annotation of a GenBank genome assembly.
AUGGCGACUGCCGUGUGCGCAGAGCAUUCGCGCUGCGCAAGAAUUUGCUCCAGUCCACGAAGAGUAUGUCACAGACUGGAGUCUGGCAAAGCAGAAAAAUGGUCUGAGCAAGACAUUGAGAAUUUGCCAGCACGCCGGACAGGCGGUGGCUCCCCACUGCAUUCGGAUGCAAAAUCAGACGGAUCGGAAGAUUUGGAUUUCCACAUUGCAAAGACACAAGAUUUGGAGCCCAAAAGUAAGCGUGCACAUCUCAUGGAGGAAGCCACGGACAGGUCAGAGCUGGCCCGCGUGUCUUUUCUGACCGCGAGAGCAGCGGAGAGCAGGAAGCAAGAGCAGUUGCAAGUUGGCUUGGAAGCAGAUGUGUUUUGUCAACAUGGAUUAGCUUCAGAUGCAGAUUUUGUGCGGGUGUUUCCAACAACUACAAGCAUGGCAUGUGUGAAGGAUGCAGCUGGACGUCGGAAGGUUCGGGUGCUGACAACAGCGGAGAAAAAGUUGUUGCAAGAUUUGGACGCCUUGGUGGUGCAAAAAGAUUGGCAUCCUUGUCAGAUAGGAACAGACCAGAAAGCACUUAUGAUGACCAAUAACUGUCAGCUUGUGAGGCGCAUGCGGCGCAAAUGGUACCGCAAGCUUGCCGAGAAAUGCAACAUGCAUGACCGACACAGCGGGGUAGGGGAAGUGCCUGCGGAGGAGGAAGCAGGUGGCGAAGCAGAUAGCAGAACCGACAUCAACCAUGAGGUCGCUGAGAUUUCCGUAGGUAGUUUGAAUUUGCAUAUGCAGCCAUUGCGUCCAGAUGUCCGUGACAUGAUCUCGGAGCAUGAUGCUUUUUGUUUGCAGGAAUUGACACCGGCAACGCUGCCGUCCGUGCUCGCUGCAGGACGGGAGUUGGAAUAUGAUGCGGUCAGCCCGGCACAGCGUGGUCAUACGAUGCUGGAAGGUUUCGAUGUUUGCAUGCUUUUGCGCAAGGCCACUUUGAAGCGCUUGCGCGUCGGCAUUGUUCCGUUGACUGCAGCGGGCGUACGGCAUAUGUUGCAUGUACGAGUCCAGGUGAAGAAGAAUGGAGCUUGUUUAGCUUUGGCCACUGCGCAUUGCACGGCAGGCAAGGAGGAGGUAAUGCAGAGGACAGCCGAAAAGGAUGUGACUUGGAGCGCAAUAGAAGCUUUAACAAUCGAUGGUUGUAUUUUUGCAGGGGAUACCAACAUGCACGCCGAAGAAGUCAUUCCGCAGCAGUACCGAGAACAAUGGGAUGAUGCUUGGGAGGUGGACGGCGCUAAUGAAGCUGUCACUGAUUUGUCGGACAAUCAGAAGGAGCCUGCCGGUGUUGAUGCUGCUGUGACUUUUCUGUCCGGUAUCAACACCAACCCUGUAGGAGCCGCAUCGAGUUCGGAUGCUGCUGUGACUUUUCUGUCCGGCAUGCACCAGCAGUCUGCAAGCAAUGUGUCAGCAGAGCGGCGACGCCUUGGAGGAGGAGCUGUGGAGGAGCAGUUGCCACAAGCAGAAUAUUUGCGCAUGGUGCGUCCAGGUUUAGGAACUAAAGUGGCUCGGCAGCAGCAAAAGCGCAAUGCCGCAGAAGUGGGCGGCGGUACACAAGACAAACCGCAGAGACUGCCAGCAAGCAAAUUGGGCGGUGGACGGAACAAGAGACGCACCAUGCGCGGUUCCAAUGUGGUAGCCGAUAGCAGUGCAGCAGCUGCAUCGGAAGAAGAUGAUCGAGUUUAUGAAGACAUGUUGACUGAGAAACAGAUGGAGCAAACUCGUCGAGACAAAGAGGAGGCUGCUAUUUGGGCAGAAUUUUGCGCCGAGGAAGCCCGUGAUCCGCACUGCGAUCCGACAUUUGGGAAAACACCUGAAGAAAUCCAAAUGAUGUUGGAUGAGGUGGACGAGGAUGACAGGUAUGCUGAUAUGGGAUACUGA